Pygocentrus nattereri (red-bellied piranha) is the source of this 1192-nucleotide messenger RNA. RefSeq names its product polymeric immunoglobulin receptor-like. The record is from RefSeq and is a predicted model, not a curated record. The transcript is spliced from 11 exons. The coding region runs from base 1 to 1122 and encodes 373 amino acids. NCBI's taxonomy places the organism in Eukaryota, Metazoa, Chordata, Actinopteri, Characiformes, Serrasalmidae.
AUGUCACAUGAAAGUCUAAUAUUGUACAUCAUCUUCUGUUCUGCAGAUUCUGAGAGCCUGAAGACACUGAAGAAUUUAGCUGUAAAACGCGGAGGAUCUCUUACUUUUCCAUGUUUUUAUGAUGAGAAAUACAAAUCAAACCAUAAAUACUGGUGUAAAGGGCAGGACUGGCUCCUCUGUAAAAUAGUAGCCUAUACAAACACAAGUGGAAGAACAUCAGUUACUGACCAUCCAACCCAGAAUAUGUUUACUGUGGAACUAAACAGCCUCCAAGACUCUGACUCUGGAUAUUAUUGGUGUGCUGUGGAAAUUAGUGACGGAUCAGAUGACGGUGAUUAUGUGUACCUGACGGUCAGUUCAGAUCCUGCUGUGUCAGUGAUAAACAGCAGAGUGAGUGGUCAGGAAGGGGGCAGUGUCAGUGUCCAGUGUCUCUACAGGGCUGAAUAUAAGAAUAAACAUAUCAAGUGGUGCAGAUUUAAAGACAAGAGGUGUUUCUUAUGGGGGAGGACUGACACAUCCCAGAAUUCAGUAGUGCUGGUCAGUGAUGAUAGAAAAGAAUCUGUCAGUGUGGAGAUGAGGGGUCUGCAGAAGAGUGAUGCUGGCUGGUACUGGUUCAGUGCAGGAGAUGUGGAGGUUCCUGUUCACCUCACUGUCACUGAAAGACCUUCAACAACAACAGCUGUGACUCCAGUUUCUGCCACUGAGAAAACGAGCAUCAAUGAAACCACUUCAGUUUCUGAAACUAUGACCAAAAAUACAGAGACAACAACAGCAGAGCUAACAACUGCCCCUCCUGCAGUAACAGCUUCUGAAAAAGAAAAUGACACAAGCAAGAGUGGAAAGAUACAAUAUAAGCUCAUCUGGAUUCUACUGGCUGUAGGCCUGGGGCUUCUGCUGAUUUUGACCAUCAUUAUAACCUGUAUGUUGGCAAAAAAAUGCAAUGGAAAUCAAACAGAGAGCAGAGGGAGGGUCAGUAACACUGCAGUUCACACGUCUUCAUCUGCAUUGGAUCAUGAAAGUGUCGUCAUCUACAGCAGCGUAACCACAACAACCAAAAAGAAAACUCUCUCUCAGGCAGUCAGAGAUGAUGAGGUGAUCUACAGCUCUGUGGUUUUGGAAUAAGAGGUGUAAGCGAGUGUGUUUCUGGCCAGGUCUCUUACAAUGAAGAUACUGCAAUUCAAGACAUCUUACA